CUGCUCGCCACGCGGAUCCGUCCACCGCACAAGCAGCAGCAGCCACUUCGCCUGUGGUUAUGGCCGCCACCGUCAUCCAGUCGUUCGCGGUACCCUGCCGUAGCCGUGCCGCGGCGCCGAGAGCCUCGGCCUCCUUUUCAUCGCCUCUCGGCCGCCGUGCGUUGGGGCUUCUUCCGCAGUUCAGCGGCCUGAGGUGUGCUUCAGUCCCCCUAAAGGUCAAGUUGGCCGCGGUGGCGGCGAGAUCGAGGGUCGUCAGGAGGGGAGCCGUGGUCUGUGAGGUUCAGGAGACGGCGGUCCAGCUUCCAGAUGUGACUAAAGCCACAUGGCAGUCCCUUGUAUUGGACUCCAGUGUUCCAGUUCUCAUUGACUUUUGGGCUCCGUGGUGCGGGCCAUGUCGAAUGAUCGAACCAACCGUUGCCAAGUUGGCAAAGGUUUAUGAAGGAAAACUGAAGUGCUAUAAGCUGAACACUGAUGAAAACCCAGAUAUAGCAACUCAAUAUGGGAUUCGGAGCAUCCCAACCAUGAUGAUCUUCAAAAACGGCGAGAAGAAAGACACAGUGAUUGGGGCUGUGCCUGAGAGUACUUUGGUCACAUCCAUUGAGAAGUUCGUUUAAAGUGUAUUCUCUUCGAAGACUUCAAGAAAUCCUUUUGGAGUGUCAGAAGGUUCCUCUUGAGAAUCAAGAUUACUUUUGCAUUUAGCUCCUUAUAUGUAUUGUGUAUAUAUUAAGUUGUUCUCCUUUUAAGUUAUUUAAGAUUCAUGAUGUAAGAAUAAGAUGUAUUUGUUGAAAUCUAACUUCCAUUAUUGAGACUUGUUCCU
Messenger RNA from Musa acuminata subsp. malaccensis (wild Malaysian banana), 817 nucleotides. RefSeq lists its product as uncharacterized. The record is from RefSeq and is a predicted model, not a curated record. NCBI's taxonomy places the organism in Eukaryota, Viridiplantae, Streptophyta, Magnoliopsida, Zingiberales, Musaceae. Gene Ontology annotation, molecular function: protein-disulfide reductase activity. Gene Ontology annotation, cellular component: cytoplasm.